Mytilus trossulus (common blue mussel) is the source of this 881-nucleotide messenger RNA. RefSeq lists its product as uncharacterized. The transcript has 4 exons. Bases 94 to 510 code for a protein of 138 amino acids. The record is from RefSeq and is a predicted model, not a curated record. NCBI's taxonomy places the organism in Eukaryota, Metazoa, Mollusca, Bivalvia, Mytilida, Mytilidae.
GUUAUACAUGAAUAUUUCCUCAUUUGUCAUGUGGAUUAGCUUAAUAUGUGUUAAAAUCAGCUAGACUGACAACGAUAUACAAUACGUAUUAGUAUGGGUGUUGACAAUCCCGAGGUGAUUUCUGCUUUAGUUAUAGGUGUGUUAGUUAUUGCUGUGACAACUUUAGUUAUUUCUGUAAAAAUAAUGACGCUGCUCAUUCACAUCAUUCGAAGGAAAGAUGUAUACAUUUGCCCAGGCCAUACAGCUGGAAAAGAUAUAAGCCAUGUCGGUAAUGAAAACGAGUAUGAAUUUCCACAAGACCGUACAAAUGGUCAGCAAUACUCAUCCAUCGGAUGCGAAGACUUUCAGCGAAAUAAUAGUAGAACAGACGAAAAGAAGCUCUUCGAAAGUCAAAAUCCAUCGAUGCAGGAUCCAGUUUAUCAUGACAUUAUCCAAGUUCAAGGGCCAUCGGAGACAAAUCUCAUCACCCAGCGAAGCAAUAUCCGAAGGUCGCAAACCACUGUAGUGUGAUUGAAGCAGCGUUUAAACAAUAAUAUUAAGUUUGAGUAAAAAAAACAAAAAACUUUUCAACUAUGUACAGUUUUUGUUCUAUAUUUUGACAUUUACUGGUAGACAAGACGAUCGAUUCUGCCUUUUAUUUUCUUUACUUUUGUAAAAAUACAUUAUAUACUUACAAUAUUGUGUAUCAGCUGAAUGAUAUUUUUUUCAAUCGAAUGGUGUGAUAAUGUUAAAUUAAAUUUCAAGAGUUGGUUGUUUUACAGUUGUUAUGCAUCAUUUAUAUAUGUGCAUAUAAUAGAGAGUAGUUAGCCUUUUGAAAGGUUUAACUAGCUGUCUCUAUUCAACAGACCUUAUUUUCCAAUAGCACUAACAAUUAUCCACCC